Messenger RNA from Solenopsis invicta (red fire ant), 2481 nucleotides. RefSeq lists its product as uncharacterized. The record is from RefSeq and is a predicted model, not a curated record. The transcript has 5 exons. NCBI's taxonomy places the organism in Eukaryota, Metazoa, Arthropoda, Insecta, Hymenoptera, Formicidae. The coding region runs from base 414 to 1058 and encodes 214 amino acids.
AUUACGACGGUGUAUCAGUAACGCAUCUUUUUGAGUUUGGAGCAGCUAAGGCAACAUUGUCGCUCCGAUAGUCGAACAAUACGGAUCGAUUCUGUUUCUCGUGAACGCCUGUUGAAGUCAAGCUCCUGUCCAACAAUCAUCACGUUAUUCGACAGACGGAAUGGUGUUAAUUAUUCAUUAACAGAUUCGGCAAUUGUUGCCGGGGUCUAGAUCGCGUGGUACUACGGUGCGCGAGAUUAAUUUCGGGAGAUUGUCAGCCUAAAUGUGUAUUUACCUCCGUCCAUGUGUGUUUACACGUUUUACAACGUAUCGUGCAAGUGUUGUCUGACAAGGUAACACGAAAAGUGACGCCGAUGAGAUCGGGCAUUUUGUGUCCGUGAGGCAGCGCGAUCAGACGAAAAGUUCAUUUCGUCAUGGAGCAUCGUAGAUUAUGUUGCAUCAGUGUGUCGUUCGCGGCGAGGAUAAUCGGAGCAUAUACGAUGUCCACUUCGAUUUUAUUAAUAAACGUGUUAGUGAGCAACUUUUUCUCAAGAAACGGGGACGAUGAUUUUUUCGAAUCCAUCAAGACUUGGACUAUUCUGGGAGUGAAUUGGUUGCAGGCAUUGAGAUACACGCACUUGCAAAAAAAAGCACAAGCUGCUUUGGUAUGUUUCCUUGUAUAUGCUAUCUCGUUUCUAUUGGCGAGUGCAUACCUCGCUUUGGGAUCAAUAUCGAAGAGACACACGAGCGCCGUGCCUUGGAUGUAUUUGCAAAUGAUUAACGUGAUAGAUCAGACCGCGGCGCUAGCUAAUUGUAUAAUAUAUGAGCGACAGAGUACCUUAUAUUUGUGGUACACUACUGUUUGCAGCAUCUAUUUGAUAAUGAGCAUAUAUUUUUGGAUGGUCGUGGAAGCUGCUCGAAAUCAAUGGUACGACGAGCAAAACCAAACUGCGAAUAACGAAUCGAGCAUGCUGGAGUUCGAAACAACGUCCACGACCAGUCUAAAGUCACCGUCCUUCCUCUCACAAAAUUUUUCGAUGUUUGAAUCAUCGCGUCCGCCGAUGAUUUUACCCAAGUAGCAGGAAAUCCAUAAAGAACCGUGGACAAAUCUAAGACGAUAAACUGUCGCCUGAGGCGAGUCGUUGCCAGAAUUUACAAGAUUGAGGGGGAUAUUUACAGAACAAUAUGAGAGGAAGACUGAAGUUUCUUUCUUAAUACUCUAAACGUUAUUUGCCAUCAUAACUUAAGACUCGUGUACUACGUGUAGUAUAUUUAUUUACUAAAUAUGAACUAACUCAUUUUGUAAUAUAAAUAUCUACUCAUAAACAUUUUGUUACGUUUAAGCCUAAGUGUAAUAUUUGAAUAUAUAUAUGUAUACGCAUAUAUAACAUCUAUACGUUGCUCGGUUAUUGACUUUUUGAAUCUGUUAAUUAUAAACAUUUCUCAUGUUUAAACUGCGCGAUGAAAAUUUCUCUAUAAAACAAGAUUCACAAAAGAUUAUAUUUUUUAAUUAAUUUAAUUGGUACAAAUUUAAUUUGACAGCUUAUUAUUGUCUAACGUAUUUAAUCUUAUUAUUAGAGCGCGAAAAUGUAAUAAAACAAGAUUUUGGUCAAAACACAGUAAAUGAAAUUAAAUUUAAGUUUAAUCAAAUGCUUGAAACAAUAUAAAUUUUAAAUAAAAAAUGCGGAAAUUUUUAUUUAAAAAAAUAUUUGAUUGUUCGAGAUUAUUGAGCCUAAUGUAUUCAUUCGUAUGCUAUUACGGUAUUUCUGAGAAUUUAGAUGUUAAGCAGAAAUCCAUUGAUCUUCCUUGCCUAAUGGAAUAUACGCGAGUCACUAAACUUCGCUGCGGUAAAUCCCGGUUUCGAAACGGGGAAAAUGCAUAAUAAUGCGGAGAGUAACUUCAUAAAUCAGUCGGGAGAUGCGACUAAUAGAGUGUAUCAAAUGCGCCCCCGGCGAAGCGUGCUUGCAUAGAAAAUAUGAGAAAUGGCCGCGUUUUACGUCGAAAUACUUUUAAACUUCAUGGAUUUGAAUCGCACGCGAGCAUAUUCGCUAUACAGGAUCGACCGUCUCUUCGGAUAGAGGUCGAUUUGUCUGAGAAUGGGCACAACUUUUCGCAAUACUCUUGAGAAUGGUGAUCAAGUGUACAAUAGAUGAUAGAGAAAAGCUCUCGACACGAUUUAUUGGAGAUGUUUGGUCAUAUCGAUUUCACAUAACGUAUCUAUGUUUGCAAGGAGGUAUACUCUAAUAAUAGCAUGUACGAUAUCUAUAUGUUAUAAUGCGUAUAUACUAGGGAAUAGAGCAAUUUAUUAUUUUAUCAAAUAUAAUAGCAAUUGUAUUUGAUAAAAUAAAUGUUAUUUCAAAAAUAAAUAAAAAUUAUAAUUGCUCUUUUCAUCUUCAGAAACAGGCAUAUGUUUAGUUAAAUCUUGAUAAAUUUUAACUGUACAUUUAAAUGUAUAAGUGAGGAAUGGUUUUUUAUCAGCAUCUAUAAUUACAUUUAGUCAUA